CUGAUUUGUCAGGCCCAACUCGGAAGUGAUGGUUGUUGAAGUAAGAUGGUGAACUGCUGAUAGCCCAUUGAAUAAGUCUACCACUCUGUUACGAUCUCACUUCGUGUUGCCCAUUGUAACAUAGCGGGUGGAGAAAGAUAACUUGAGAUGGACGGUGCAGAAGAGGUGCGAGUGAAUACUACCCCUUACUGCUGGUCUGCCCGCGAUGGAGGGAACAUUGCUGGCACCCGCUUGGCUCGACGCAACAGGAAGGUCCGCAGCCUGAGCACUUCCUCGGCCAGCACCUCGUCUGAAUACAGGAGGACCCAGUCAUUACAUGGACCAAGCCCUGUGACUACAUUUGGCCCAAAGGCAUGCAUGCUACAGAAUCCACACGCUGUAAUGCACAUUCAGGACCCUGCCACCCAGAGACUGACAUGGAACACACCCCCCAAGAGUGUCCUCGUCAUCAAGAAGAUCCGAGAUGCCAGCCUGCUUCAGCCUUUCAAGGAGCUCUGUAUAUUCCUCACGGAGGUCAAAAAGAUGAUUGUUUAUGUGGAAAAGAAAGUUCUGGAGGACACAACUAUUUCUGGUGAUGAAAACUUUGGGACCAUUACGAAGAAAUUCUGCACUUUCAGAGAAGAUCUGGAUGACAUCUCCAAUCGUGUGGACUUCAUCAUCUGUCUUGGUGGAGAUGGAACUUUGCUGUACGCUUCCUCACUCUUCCAGGAGAGCGUUCCCCCAGUGAUGGCCUUCCAUUUGGGCUCGCUGGGCUUCCUGACACCAUUUAAAUUUGACACCUAUCAGUCUCAGGUCACCCAAAUAAUUGAAGGUAAUGCUGCCAUAGUGCUGCGCAGUCGCUUGAAAGUACGAGUGCACCGAGAGCGGGAGAAGGGUGUCUUUCUGAACAACGGGGACGUGGACAGUAGCCACAAAGCUGCAUACUAUCAGGUGCUGAACGAAGUGGUGGUGGACAGAGGGCCGUCCUCUUACCUGUCCAAUGUCGACCUCUUCCUCGACGGACACCUCAUCACCACAGUGCAGGGAGACGGGGUGAUAGUGUCCACACCUACAGGCAGCACAGCAUAUGCAGUGGCUGCAGGAGCCUCCAUGAUACAUCCGAACGUACCAGCUAUCAUGAUCACCCCCAUCUGCCCACACUCACUCUCCUUCAGACCCAUCGUGGUGCCUGCUGGAGUGGAGCUGAAGAUCAUGCUGUCACGCGAUGCCAGAAACACAGCCUGGGUGUCGUUCGAUGGGAGACGCCGCCAGGAGGUCUUUCAUGGAGACAGUAUUACCAUCACCACUUCCUGCUUCCCCGUUCCUUGCAUCUGCUUCCGCAACCCGGUUAACGACUGGUUCGAGAGCCUGGCUCAGUGUUUGCACUGGAACGUCAGAAAGAAGCAGAACAUCUUCAACUCCGAGGACGACGACUUCUGAGUCCGAGUCUUGUUUAUUUUUUGGGCGGGGGGGGAGGGUUGGACACUUUCACUUUGCGAUGUGCUGUUCUGUUUGUUAGCUCUCAAAAUGCAUUGAAGACAGUUCUUAGUCAUUUCCUACAAUGAAACCAGCACCUUUUUUACGCUCACAUCCUGAAGUGACUAAAAACAGCAGAUUUUUUAAAAUGGAGUUUGGCACCCUUUGGUUGCAGGCUCGACGCUUAUGUGCAGAGUCAACUUGGCACAGUUUUUUAGGAUAUUCUUUUGCUCACACAUAAUACACAUACAUAAUAUCAUAACACUACUUUGAAUGAGUGUUGUAGCACUUUUUACCAUCAGAGUACAAACUACCUGGUCAACUUUAUAUUCAUGUCAUAAAAUCUUGCUACAUUCUGUGUUUUGUUUGGAAAAAGUGAACCAACUUUGCAAAUUGUGCCUUAAAUUAUUUUAACACUGGUAUCAUGAAUGUAUGGAAAUAACAUGUCAACAUUUACAUCAUGCUUAUUUUUGUACUUUCACUGUAAUCAUUCACAUACAAAGAUUGUCACUCAGCUGUAUUUUUAUGAUGAAUACAAUCUGUUUUUGUUUUUUUUUAUUAUAGACAAUUCCUCUCAAGCCAUAGCAAUAGACGUGUGUGCACGUGUGUGGCCUAACGUGACAUAUCUUGUCGCCCUGGCAACAUUCCGAUGCAUUUUGAAAUGAAAGAGAAACAAAAUAAGAGGACCAACCAAGCUCUUAAAAGUCCUAGUAUGUACUGUAUAUAUGUGACACUUUAAUAAGAUGGAUUUUGUAAAGAGCUCUUUUAAUAUUAACCUGUUUACACUGCUUCAUUGGGGAAAAUAAAUCGUUUGGUACUUUAACCA
Dunckerocampus dactyliophorus (ringed pipefish) is the source of this 2281-nucleotide messenger RNA. RefSeq names its product NAD kinase a (gene nadka). NCBI's taxonomy places the organism in Eukaryota, Metazoa, Chordata, Actinopteri, Syngnathiformes, Syngnathidae. Bases 148 to 1419 code for a protein of 423 amino acids. Gene Ontology annotation, biological process: NAD+ metabolic process; NADP+ biosynthetic process. The transcript has 12 exons. Gene Ontology annotation, molecular function: NAD+ kinase activity. The record is from RefSeq and is a predicted model, not a curated record.